This is a messenger RNA of Carassius gibelio (silver crucian carp), 2068 nucleotides long. RefSeq names its product 2-acylglycerol O-acyltransferase 2-A-like. Gene Ontology annotation, biological process: triglyceride biosynthetic process; diacylglycerol biosynthetic process. Gene Ontology annotation, molecular function: diacylglycerol O-acyltransferase activity; 2-acylglycerol O-acyltransferase activity. Bases 689 to 1711 code for a protein of 340 amino acids. The record is from RefSeq and is a predicted model, not a curated record. Lineage: Eukaryota; Metazoa; Chordata; Actinopteri; Cypriniformes; Cyprinidae. The transcript is spliced from 7 exons. Gene Ontology annotation, cellular component: endoplasmic reticulum membrane.
UAUUAUUACAAGUGAAAAUAACCUUUUAAAGUAUUUUAAAAUUUUCAUUUAUUUCUAUGAUGGCAAGGCUGAAUUUCCAGCAGUAAUUACAUUAUGUGUAUUUAAUAUGUUGAUUUGUUUUGCUCAAGAAUCUUGAAAACAGUUUCUUUAAGGAUUAUUUGCUAUAGAAAGUUCAAAAGCAUUAUAUAGAUAGAUAGAUAGAUAGAUAGAUAGAUAGAUAGAUAGAUAGAUAGAUAGAUAGAUGAUUGAUAGAUCGAUCGAUCGAUAGAUAGAUUUUCUUUGAAAAUGUAUUACCAUUCUUGACAUUUUAUCAUGUUUUUUACAUGACCAAAUAUUAAUAUUUAAUAAUAUUAACAAUUCAUUUUAUUUGAAUAAUAAUGGAUUUCACAAAUGUAAAAAACAUAAAUCAUCUUCAUGCUAAACAAAUUCAAUUUAGAUUAUUUUUAAAUGAACACACAGACACACACACGCAUACAUAUUCAUGAAUACAUACAUAUACAGAUAUCUAAUUUAAAAUAAUCUGCAUAUUAGCUCCUUUUUUCCAUAAAUCCCUUAUUUUUAUGAAUUGUAAGGCCUAAUUUUGUACAGCCCUUUGUCUUCGGGGUCAAAAGUCUCACUGGUGUAAUAUCAAGGUACUCUUGGUCUAUAAUCCUGUCACUUGCAGUGAAUUUAUCAGAUAAGGUAGCUGAUGAAAGGAGGAGACAUGAAGAUUUGUUUUGCGCCGGCCGAUGUGCCUCUGGCUAGGAGGAUCCAGACUGCUGUCGUACUGCAGUGGGUGUUCUCUUUCCUGGCGCUCGCCCCCACCUGUAUAUUACUCUUUCUCUUGCUACUCUUCACUCGUUUCUGGCUAAUCAGUGUGCUUUAUGCCAUCUGGUGGUACAUCGAUUGGGACACACCUUCACAUGGAGGUAGAAAAGUGCCAUUUCUGUGUCGAAUGCGCAUAUGGGAGUAUAUGAGAGAUUAUUUCCCUAUAAAGCUGGUGAAGACAGCUGAUCUGGACCAUAGGAAGAACUAUGUGCUGGGUUUCCAUCCUCAUGGUAUUCUUGUGGCUGGUGCAUUUACAAAUUUCUGCACGGAGGCGACAGGUUUUAGCAAACUCUUCCCUGGGCUGAGAAGCAACCUUCUCAUGCUUCCUCUCUGGUUCAGAGCCCCCUUCUUCAGAGACUACAUUCUGUCUGCAGGCUUGGUUCCAUCGGACAAGGAGAGUGCCAGCUAUCUGCUCCGGCAGAAGGGAGGUGGGAACGCUGUGGUCAUUGCAGUUGGCGGUGCCCCUGAGGCUUUGGAUGCCCAUCCUGGCGACCACACUGUUCACCUUGCCAAUAAGAAGGGCUUCAUUAAGCUUGCAAUAGAGCAUGGUGCAGAUUUGGUUCCUAUAUAUUCAUUUGGAGAAAAUGAGGUAUUUGAUCAGGUGGAGAACCCUCGAGGCACCUGGCUGCGAUAUAUUCAAGAGCGCAUGCAACGCAUUAUGGGCAUUUCUCUGCCUCUUUUCCACGCACGAGGUGUUUUCCAGUACAGCUUCGGCCUAAUGCCCUACAGAAAACCCAUCAACACUGUUGUGGGUAGGCCAAUCCCAGUAGAGAAAAAUGAGAAACCAACGGCAGAAGAACUGGACGUGUUUCACCAGCGCUACAUGGACGAACUCAGCCGCCUGUUUGAAGAACACAAAGGAAACUAUGGAGUAGAUGAAGAUGCUCACCUGCUGUUCCAGUGAGAGGAUCUCAGAAGUGACUCUGAAAUUGUGUACGUAUGUGUUUACAAGAAAGAGAUAGAAAGACAUUUAUGUAUAUCUAGUUUAGUCUCAGUUGUAUAUUGUCAGCUUUUAAACCAUUGCUGUUUUGUUUACCAAUUGUUGAAAAUUAAAAUUUUAUUUAGUUGUUGAAAAUUAAAGUUUUUUUUUUUUUUUUACAUUUAACUUCUAAAUUAACUGGUUUUAUUCAAAUCAGAAAUAUUAUGUAAUAUGGUUGAUGCAACCUGACUUCACCAACAAAAGUUAUAACUUUUACAGUGUAUUUUCUACUGUAUGUACUUUAAUGCAGCAUGUCUGAAUAAAUCUGCACCAGUUUUACUA